AAGCGUCUGUUACAAAUCACUUUGCUUUUGCCUCUCUUCAACUUUCCUCUUUCCUUCCUCGCAGCCUUUAGGUAUUUUUUCACUUUCCUCUUCUCUCUCUCGCCUACCCUUAUCAUUUUCGAUCGCUCAAGAUGGAUCCACAAUCUUCCGGUGCUUCCUGAACAUCUCUGAUCUCUUCUUACGUCAUCUGAUUCUCCAGUUUUUGUCGUUUGUGAUAUAUCUUGAAGCUCUACUUCGCAGCUUGGAGUUUGGACUUGUUUAAAUUUGCAAUGGAGGAUACCAGGUCAGUUGCUUCGCUCAUGGACUCUACAUCAUCCAAGAUUCAGCAGCUUCAGAAGGCCUUUGCUGAGCUCGAAAGCCAGCGCGCCGUAACACUCAAUCUGAAAUGGAAGGAAAUCGAGGAGCAUUUCCAUGGUCUCGAGAGGUCCUUGAAGAGACGGUUUCAUGAGCUUGAAGACCAAGAAAAAGAGUACGAAACCAAAACAAGGAAAGCUCAAGAGUUACUGGAGAAAAAGAAGGCAGCUGUUGAGGCCAAGGAGAAGGUGUCACUAGAAAGGCUUCAGAAGAAGAGAGACGCUGCUGUGUUUGCUAUAAACAGCGCUUUGGUUAAGUACAACAAUCCUCCUCCCAUCACUAUCACUUCUGCUGAGGAUUCACCCAACAACGCCUUUGUUGCUGAUGGUACCGAUGAGAAUCCGGACGGUACUGUGCAAGAGGCUGAGAUCUCACCUGAGGUAAAGGCUUAUCCGCAGUUACUGAAACUGUGCGGGGAUAUGGACUCAGCAGGGCUCCAUAAGUUUGUAUCAGACAACCGCAAGAACCUUGCGUCACUUAAGGAGGAGAUCCCUGCGGCGUUCAAGGCUGCAGCGAACCCGGCGAGCUUAGUGCUGGACUCUUUGGAAGGGUUUUACCCUGUGGAGGCACCAAACGGUGAUGGAAAGAAAGACGGUAACCUCUUGGGAAUGCGCAGGACGUGUAUCAUGCUGAUGGAGUGCCUUAGCGUACUGUUAUCUGGUCUGGACGGCAACUCCCUUGGUGCUGUUCUCUCGGAAAGUGUUAAGCAGAGAGCGAAAAGUAUUGCAGAAGGGUGGAGUCCACUGCUGGGGAGUCUUGAGAUGGAUGCUUGUAAUGGUAAUUCGUUGGAGGCGCAUGCGUUCCUGCAGCUGCUGGCAACUUUUGGUAUUGUUUCCGGCUUUGAAGAGGAUGGAAUCUUGAAGCUGAUCCCCAUGGUUUCACGUCGUCGUCAGGCAGCUGCGCUUUGCCGUUCUCUUGGGUUGUCUGAAAAAAUGCCUGGUGUGAUUGAAGUUCUCAUGAACAGUGGAAAACAGAUUGAUGCCGUGAACUUGGCAUUUGCGUUUGAACUCACUGAACAGUUCCCACCUGUCGAACUACUGAAGUCUUACUUGACCGAGGCAAAGAGAUCUUCCUCCCAAGGUGGACCUGGCAAUGCAUCUCCUGCUGUUCAGGAUGAGUUCAAUGAGAGGGAGCUUACAGGUCUUAAAGCCGUGGCCAAGUGUGUGGAAGAGCAUAACCUGGAAGAGCAGUACCCAGUUGAGCCACUUCAGAAACGGAUUCUCCAGCUGGAGAAGGCCAAAGCAGAGAAAAAGAGAGCAACAGAACCCACAAAGCCUCAGACAAAGCGACCACGUGGUGCUCAACCCCGAGUCCCUGACAACCACAACCACAACAACAACAAUAACAACAAGACAGGAUAUGGUAGAGUCAUCCCUGAGAGGUAUCCGCAGUAUGUUUAUGACAACAGACCUUUCCUUAGCGGUCCAAUCAUGGCGGCACAAGCUCCUCCGCCUCCACCUCCUCAGACUUACACUUUCAGUCCAGCUGCUGCUGCUCACGGGAACUUCUACGGGAACUGCUAUCAAUACCAGGCUCCUCCUCCUCCGUACUUUCACUAGUGACUAAAAAAGGUGAUGGUGAACGUGACUGUGACUCUCUCUCUUCUAUGGUGUUAACUUGUGGCAGCUCUUUAACCCCUCCUCUCCUUCUAGUCGUUUCCCUUUCGUGUUGUUGUUGUACGGAUGAUUUUAGUAUUUUUAAGGAUCAACCCUACUCAAAACAAAAAAAAUCACUCUUUAAGUAUUUCUAUUAAU
Molecule: messenger RNA, 2108 nt
Organism: Brassica oleracea var. oleracea
Lineage: Eukaryota; Viridiplantae; Streptophyta; Magnoliopsida; Brassicales; Brassicaceae
Product: FRIGIDA-like protein 3
Exons: 5
Coding region: 270-1913 (547 amino acids)
Source: RefSeq, a predicted model, not a curated record